AUGACUGACGGUCCAGAGCCGACCGCAGUCUCUUGUGCGAAAGCUCUCGCGGCUUUUGUUGAAAAUGGAAAAGCUCUGCUGGACCUCGCUGAGAAGGAGAGCGGGGAAGUCUCUCGCCAGGAAUUCAUCAGGCAGAAAAUCCGCAUAGAGAACAGACAGUCGCUGCUGGGGCUGAUUGAAGCGGGUGCAGCGUUGUACAGCAGCCUGUCUGUGAAGAGGAAGAAGGAUGCAGAAGAUCUCUGGAGAAAAUACAAUCACUGUGCAGCUUUGAGGGAUGCUGUGCGAGACUUUGAGCAGCUAGAAGUGCAGUGGGAUGCCUUUCUGCAGCGUCAGGACGAUGAGUUACAACUGAGCGCUAAACUGCUGGACGGCGACCAUCAGGCCAAACGUAUUUCACCAGAUACGCCUCUCGUCGACGCCAGAACAGGACAAACAGUGACCCUGCAGAAAUAUCUUGGGAGGAGUAAAAAGACUUUGCUGGUGUUAAUCCGCCAGUUCUCGUGCCUGCUCUGCCGUCUGCAUAUUAAAGAUCUGGAGAAGAAUCAGAGAUCCCUGGAUGCAGCCUCGGUUCAAGUGGUGGUGGUUUCAUUUGGCUGUCAGGAAGGAGCUUCACACUGGCUGCAGGACACAGUCUGUCAGUACGACAUGCUGCUGGACCCUGACAGAAAGAUGUACGCUGACUUUGGUCUGGGAGCGUCUCUGAAAAAAGUGUUGAACUUCGGGAACAUGCUGCUCUACGCCGAAUAUGUAGCGGACAACAUGGAGUUUCCACGAGGGCUUCCAUCCAUCCAAGACGACAUGUUUCAGCUGGGAGGCGACUUUGUUUUGGACGAACAUGGGACAGUGCUGUUCUCUCACCGCUGCCAGAGUCCGAUAGACCGACCGUUGGUGGUGGACGUUUUAAACUCCUUAGCAGAGAUUAGUUAAAGGAAAAGAGGAACAGGUGAUGUCAGCUGAUGCCUGCUUUGUUAGGAUAAUAGUGACCGUUAAGCUGAUCUGUUAAAUGACGAAUACUGUGAGGGUCAUCUUUAAGUAAUUGCACACAAUUUAGUUUUGGAAGUCUUAAAGUAACAAAUCAGUACAUCUGAUGAAAUGUGGAGUUACUCCAGUCUGACUUUUGUAACAAAACUGAUUAAACCAACUUUGUUAUGUGACACUGAUUAAAAAGCACACAGCAUCUUCUAUAAGUAAGUACAUAGAGUAUAUAUUCAAAGUUAAAUGAAUGUUUCAUCCCAUGCCAUGUCCUUUGUUCUUUUCAGCUGGGUAAAUUAUUUCCCUUUAGAUUACAUUGUCAAUGCAACACUAGAGAUAACUGAACUUUAGCCACCUGUGAGGGCAUUUUUAUGCCCAAGACGCCUGGCAUGCAAAGGCAAUAUUGUACAUACAUGGAAUAUAAGUAGAAAAAAUAAGAAUGAAAUAAAAUCAAGCAAAAUAUUAAAUGAAGUGCA
This is a messenger RNA of Stegastes partitus (bicolor damselfish), 1448 nucleotides long. RefSeq lists its product as uncharacterized. Gene Ontology annotation, biological process: prostaglandin biosynthetic process. Gene Ontology annotation, molecular function: prostaglandin F synthase activity. The transcript has 9 exons. The record is from RefSeq and is a predicted model, not a curated record. NCBI's taxonomy places the organism in Eukaryota, Metazoa, Chordata, Actinopteri, Pomacentridae. The coding region runs from base 1 to 927 and encodes 308 amino acids.